AUGCGAACUUCAUUCACCUCUUCAUAUAUCUUACCGGGUAUUGUUUUGAACCCUCUCAUACUCCUCCACGGCUUCAACACAUAUGCGUCGCACUAUAUACCAUCAGCAAUCGCAACCGCAGCGUCUUCCUCGCGCUACAAAUGGUUCGAAGACUAUGGGCCUCAAGGAAAUCAUAUUCCAUACUUCUAUGUGCACACGAACGAUUCAUUGUGCUGGAGCUACACCGCAGUGAUGGUGGUCGUCCAAGUUUUGGCGUACAUCAAGAUUGUCGAACAGCAGGGAGGCCCAGGGACAAAUCCAUCUACGGAGGAAGGUAGAGAUUGA
Messenger RNA from Pseudogymnoascus destructans, 324 nucleotides. RefSeq lists its product as uncharacterized. The transcript has a single exon. Bases 1 to 324 code for a protein of 107 amino acids. NCBI's taxonomy places the organism in Eukaryota, Fungi, Ascomycota, Leotiomycetes, Thelebolales, Thelebolaceae. The record is from RefSeq and is a predicted model, not a curated record.